AUGUCUGAGAGAAUACUGAGGAGCUAUGAUCCACUGGCAUAUCAUGUUAAUGUAGUAAGUGAUUUGGACAAAAGAUUAGUAAUGGCUUUCAAAGAACGAGACAAUAAUUCAAUUGACGGCAUGCUCCUGACAGCAUCGAAAAUGGAUUUUGAUGUUUUUAUUUGUGUUAGUGAUGGGUAUCAUGCCUUUAUUUUAUUGUCACCACAUCCGAAUAGAGACACAUAUAAGAUAGUGGAUCCUUUAAAAAUGAGACCAGAAAUGUCAUCGAAACCCGAGGAUAUUCCAGAACUGUUAUUGGUUCAUCAAAUGGAGCUCUGCUAUGAAGAUGUUUUAGCCAAGAUGUAUAGAAUAAGAUGGAAAAUAACUACGUUUGUCAACGUGAAGAAUCGAAUCAAGAGAGCGUAUUUCAUUGGUCACUACUUUGGUCUGUCUAAUGUGGCCAUCCAAUUGGCCGGAUUAAGAGCAUCACCUGGUCGUUACAGUGUUUUAUUGGAUGAUUGUGUAGAGUUCGCUAAGAAGUCUUGUUUAGAAAUGUUGGUUUAUGCGACGAACAGAUCGACCAUAGAAAAGGAAGUAAAACAUAAUAUUAGAGCGGCAACAAUCUCCGGUUUCACAGCCGAACAACUUUCUCGGGAAAUACAGAGUUCUGCCUAUUCACUGAACUCCAUACUCGGUGGUGUGGAUAUAUCCAGUUAUCUUAUCCAGGGCAAAAUGAAAUUCUGUUGCAUCCUGAUAUUCAUCUUGUUUGUAUUAAUCUACCCUUUUAUUGUUUUUUGGCUGUUAAGUGAUUAUUAUAAGAAAGGUUGA
Messenger RNA from Lottia gigantea (owl limpet), 807 nucleotides. RefSeq lists its product as hypothetical. The transcript has a single exon. The coding region runs from base 1 to 807 and encodes 268 amino acids. NCBI's taxonomy places the organism in Eukaryota, Metazoa, Mollusca, Gastropoda, Lottiidae. The record is from RefSeq and is a predicted model, not a curated record.